ACUAGAAAAAUAAAAGUAACAGAGACGUGACUGAUCGACCAAGCGGCGAACGAGCCGAUCAGUGGUGAAGAGGAUAUAAGUAAAGAUAUAAUAUUAUAGUUUAUGGAGGUGACUACGGGUGCCCUAAAGACUCGUCCUACAAGACUACUCUGCUGGGGCCUCCAUAUCAUGAGGUGUCUUCUUGAGUAUGAGCAGUGCAUCCCUGUAGCUUGGGACAUUACCUAAAUUCUAUAUAAGCAACAGGGAGUUUGUAAGGAGGCACCAAGAUCAAGGCAGAAGUGAUGGACAACAAUAAUACUGAAUCAAGUCUCCCAACCAAGUCCUUCCAACCUCCUUCAGAACCAUCAGGUUUGGUGUUUGCCUCUACCACCAUGAAUGAAGAUACCCCAGACCAAUCUCAAAGCUCAGUGUCUGAAGGAAUAGCAAAGCCAUCUACUAGUACAUCAAGAUCAAAUAUUUUUCCUAGCACAUCAUUCCCAGUACAGGGUCCUUGGGGGAAUUCUUCAAGUCCUUUUGGUGGACCCGAUACUUCUGUACCUUUUAGUACUGGUUCUGAAGUAUGCAAUUCUUUCAGUAGAGUUGAUAAUAAUGAUUCAUCUAAUAAAGGUACAAACAUUUUUGGUGGUACAAUUGCAAGUUCAUCAACAGUUCCAAAAUUAUUUGGAGGAGAAGAAUUAAUUACAGAGAAGGUAAAAGAAUCUGAACUGAAAAAAUCUUUUAUAUCUGAAGUGUCCAUACAGUCGUCAGAUGAUACAGCCUCUUUGACAAUAACAACAUCAGCCACCCCAACACCCUCUCUCUUUGGUGGUACAGUCACUAGCACACCAGCAGUUACCAACACAGAUAGCUGGCCCUCCUCUGCUUCAUCCUCUAGUAUAUUUGGAGUUGUAGAGGCCCGACAAGUACCCAAGGUGUUUGGUGGAAGUUCCACAUUUCCACUGUCAGGUAGUAUUGCACUAUCUAAGCGUCCCUUCAGUGGGAAUAAAACUACAACUUCAGGAGAGUCAUUGAUUUCUGGUAAUAUUAUAGAUGAACAAGCAAAGGAAUCAAAAGUGUUUCCACUCACUUCCAGUUCUAGUUUGCCUUUCUCUGGUCAUCAAGCCUUGCCUCCUGCCAGCAAGACUCCCUCUGUGUUUGGUGGUUCAUCAUUGGUGGCAAAACCAUUCAGCAAAACACCUACUAAUUUGGAAAAAAAAGCCCUUCUUAGUAAAACUGAAACAAACAAAAUAAGUAGCCAAAUGGCAGAUGAAAAACCUCACCAAGGGGCACCGGAGUCUAAAAGUGUUCCCACUUUAAUACCAAAGGUAAUACCAGAGCUCUUUGAAAAAGAUGAAGCACAUGCUUCUAGUAGUAGCUUACCAACCUACCACAAAAAAGAAUUAACAAAGAUUAUUAUUGCCCAAAUUCCAGAUAGAUGCAUGGACAAAGAAAUUUUGAAGAAUCACUUUGGGAAAUUUGGAGACGUGAAAAGGAUUAUGCUUAAUCCAAAAGUGAAUCAGGCAACAGUUCAGUAUAGUAAUCACCAUGCAGCUUCUAAAGCCAAAAAAAAGGGAAAAAAAAUUCACCCAAAACUGCCAGAAGUAAAGAUCUUUUAUGGUACUCCAGUGCGUCGUAAGAGUGAAGAAGGAAAUUCUGAUGCUAUGAUGUCCAAGAAAAAGGCCAUUAAAACUCUGCAACACGGUCAGCAGUCCAGUGAUCUUGACCCAUAUAUUCCUCUUGAGCGUCCUUGUAGUGAAAAAGCCAAACAACUAAAGCAUUCUUCUACCAAGACUCUCUUUCAAAAAGAUACACAUUUGAAUGUCAACAGAAGAAGUGUUACCAGCAAUAAGAUUCCAAGCCGAGCCAUAUCUCCAGCAAGGGAAAAUAAAGACCCAACAUUAUCCAUUGAGGGUAAAGAUAUGAAGGCCAUUCUUGACUCCCAAGCAGUAAAUAAUUUUGAGAAACACGUAAUACUCAAGACCCGUGAUAAAUUAUUGCGGAAUGAAAGAACACGAACCUCCGAUUUAAAAAUGGCCUCAUACUUGGCAGCCACUUGCCCAGACAUGUGUCCGGAACUUGAACGAUAUAUGCGUGAUGUUCAAAAUGACCUUAGCUCCUAUGAGAUGACAAAUGGAGUCCUUGAUCAUCGACUUGUUACCAAGAAAUUUUCCAGGAGCAGUGCUGAUAAAGAUGUGCCACUGCCACAUGAGCUGAGACCAGGGCCAGUGUUGUUAAGAACAAUGAACUUCUUAGUGUGUAACAUAAUUAACCAAGGUGAUGCUGAAGAUACAGAGGUGGAUGUUUGGUAUAACUAUCUAUGGAACAGAACACGAGCAGUCCGCAAUGACUUAAUGCAACAGCAGUUGACAAAUUCUGUGGCGGUUGUCAUUAUGGAAAGAUGCACUCGUUUUCACAUUCAUGCUGCUGCACAAUUAUGUCAGGAACCUUCAGAUCUUUUUGAUGCAAAGAUGAACACAGAACACCUGAUCAAGAGCUUGCAGACUUUAAAGGAGCUCUAUCAUGACCUUGGAGAAAGAGGAGAAUAUUUUGAAAGUGAGGCUGAGUUUAGAGCUUAUGAAAUGCUCUUAAAUCUAAAUGACGGAGAGACCAUUGUUACACGGUAUUCACAGUUUAGAGAGGAAGUACAAAAAUCUCUCCAUGUCCAGUUUGCACUUAAGGUUGUUCUUUCUGUAACAUUCAAUAAUUAUGUCAAGUUUUUCAAGCUUAUCAGACGUGCCACAUACCUGCAGGGGUGCCUCCUGCAUAGGUACUUUAGACAGGUGCGAUCCAAAGCUCUCGAUAUAUUCAUGAAGGCAUACGUUCCCUCGAAGGCACCACAGACAGUUCCUUUACAGACUGUGAUUAAGAUACUUGGGUUUGAGAAUGAGACUGAUGCAGUGAAUUACUUGAAGUGCCAUGGGAUCAGUGUAGAGGAUCAGAAUGUAGUGUUUGACAAAUAUGCAUUCAUUCAAAAUCCCGAAGAAAUACCACAGUUGGUUAGACCCAUCACGCUAAUAGAUGUGAAUCGGACAUGUUCAGUGGGAGAAGUUAUCCAGGGAGGGCCCAUCCCUGACAACCCUCUACACACACAUGUCCCACAUAAUAGCUUCGAUGACCAGGGUUAUCUGAAACCUGAAGCAAAAGAUGCUUCUGACCAGAAGGGCGAAAAUGCCCCCAAACCUCCGGAGAUGUUGGAUUCUGUUUUAAUGAUUCAGCAGUCUGAAAGGCUACAAAACUAUGAAUUGUUGGCCCAAGUGAAAUAUGUGUAUAACAUGAUUGAGUCAAGUAUUAUAGAGGAAGUCACAAAGCAAGUUUGCAGUGAGUGUAUUGAAGUAUUCAAAUACGAGCUAUCAGUGAAAGAGGCUGCACACACUGUCAAUCUUGAACUUCUGGAAGAAAGUAUUCAAGAAGAAGUUAGAACUUUGAGCUGUGAAGGACUUUGUGAAGUUAAGUGCGAAAAGCAGGAGAUGCUAAGAAGACAAAAGGAAGAGGAGGAGAGAAAAUGCAAAGCUUUAAAGGAGUUAUAUGAUGCUGUAGGCAGCUCAAUUAAUGCCAGUUAUCUCAAUGAAUUUACUGAUGGAUACAUGAGGCAGAUCUGCCAAGAAUCUAUACAAGAAGUUGAAACACAUGCCACUUUGACAGACCUAAUGGAAGAACUGCCCUCCCAAUUUGUAAAUGAAAUCAUAAUGGAACAAUUAAGGCAAAUCAGCAUAGAAGUCAUUGAAGAAAUGAAUGCUGAGCAAGAAUCAAAAGUGCUUGAAUUACAGCAAAAAAUUCUUCUUCGAAAGACACGCGGGUAUUUCCGGAAAUGGCGUGUACGGGUGUUGAAGGCACGGAGACAAAAGCAAUCUCAGGAGAUGUUUCCUGCAGAUUGUUCCCAUUUAUCUAUCACACAACAGAAUGAUGCCUUUGGAUGGGGUUAUCAGAGAAGCAGGACAAGUGAUAAAUCGGCUCUUCAACUAGCUCGACUGGAAUCUAGCAUCUCAAGAAAUAUGGAGAAGGUACUUAUCAGGAACCAAUUAAUUAAAGAAUAUGCUUGGCACCCUUUACUCUUAAAGCAUCUUGUAAUGAAGGAAGUUGAUAAGUCCUUACCACCACAUAAUUUGUUAAGUCAGUACUUUAAAUUCAUAGUCUGCACAUCAGAGUCUUCUGGCUCAACAAUAUUGCAUUGGCUACGAGCUAAGUUGGGAAGUGAGAAAAAUGUUGACCUCCGAGUGCCUUUGAAUAACUGCUUCAGUUUUGUAUCCAAGAAGAGUGGUGUAGAGUAUGGUUGGGUGAUGAAGGAAGUUUUAGUUGCUACAACUUCUGCUGAGGACAUUAUGGGAACUUCUGCCAUCUUGUUUGUUACCUCCUGUAGAGAUAAAAAAGAAUCACAAUACUGGAAGAUUCAAGACUUGCUAACAAAGAAAGUAAGAGCAUCCCAGCAUGUGUUACAUUAUAACUGUGAGGCUUGUGAUGCAAAUGCUUGGAAUUUGACUGAAGCAGAUUUGUUGAAACCUGAAACAUCUCUUAAACUUCAGUUUCUUAUGAUGGGAUUUUGGAAGCAGCAGGAAACACUGGGGAAACUGGUUUCUUCCCAUAUGAAUAAUUUUGUAUGUGGUUUCAUUGCAGAAAAAUUUGUGGAACCUGCACUUCGUAAGCAUAAUGAGAGAAAGGCGGAUGGAAAGUCUCCAAUUCCUCCCUCUGUACUGAUUGAUCUUUACAACAGUGUGAUUGACUAUCUGAUUAAGACAGUGAAAAAUGAAGAUUUAAAGAACCUGGAGUGGCCACCACCAGAACUGAACCACCUCGGUCAAAUUCCUCCUGUAACAUGGAAUAAUACUGAUGCCAAACAUGUGGCUGAUAUACUCGGUCACAUCAAGUUACCAACACUAUGGAUGGAAGGCAUCAUGAGUUGGAAGAACAUCACCGAGGUUCUUUACACCUAUGUCACUAAGGUUUCUGGUCCUCAUGAUGAUGGUAUUAGGCUUGUAUCUCACCUAAAUGCCAUUCUUUCUAAUACACAGAAAAUUUUGGGUCCUAUUCUUGGUUAUGAGAGUGACACCUGCCAAGGUUGGGAGCUUCAUGUUCUACAGCUUCCUUGGACUGAGCUAGUGUAUGCCUGUGUAUCAUACAAGCUAUCGGAAUUACCUGAUAUUCCAGUGUUUUACCAGCCCAAAAAACUUCAAUCAUUUACCAGUCCACAUUCCUGGUGGAGUGCCUGUGAUACUUCCGAUCCAUUAUGGACAGAGGAUGCGAAAGAGAAUUACUCACCAUGUACAAGGAAGCGUAAAGCUGAGAAGCAAGGUGAAUUUCCAAGUGAGCAAAUAAAAAAAAAAAAAGACCCAUCAAAAUUUCUGGGUGAUAUUGAGAAUGAGAAGCAAAAGUGUAAGGAGUUUGAAAAGAAACUAGAACGUUUGCUUGUAAGUGAAGAGGAAUUAAAUUUACUUUUUAAUGUUGAAAGUUAGUACAUUAAUGUACAGUAAUACACUACAAAGAUAAAAAAAAAAAAAUCUUUGUCUCAGAGUUAA
Messenger RNA from Homarus americanus (American lobster), 5489 nucleotides. It is a transcript of the gene xmas, whose product is annotated as germinal-center associated nuclear protein-like. The transcript is spliced from 3 exons. Gene Ontology annotation, molecular function: RNA binding. Gene Ontology annotation, cellular component: cytoplasm; transcription export complex 2; nucleus. Lineage: Eukaryota; Metazoa; Arthropoda; Malacostraca; Decapoda; Nephropidae. The record is from RefSeq and is a predicted model, not a curated record. Gene Ontology annotation, biological process: mRNA export from nucleus. The coding region runs from base 282 to 5426 and encodes 1714 amino acids.